AUGUCAAGUGGCCAUUUUCACCAUCGGGACAGCUCUUCUAGCUCUGAGGAUGAGUCUGGUGGGUUUCAGUCGCACAUACAGCUACCUGCUGUGAAUUUAAGCAAUUAUAGAAAGCAAAAUGCUAAAACCUCAUCAACAGUCAACUUGUCAAAGGCAGGAAAAAAGCUUCGCCAGCCCAAAUCAGUGAGGUUUCCGGAUCUGUGUGGAGCUAGACUGUCAAUAAUAAGCAAUACAUCAUCAAAUACCAAUAAUUCAUCUGCGUCAGAUAUCUCUCUACCCAACAGCGAGCGAGCUGAUUUGCCAGACUUUAGAAUUAAGCCAAGUGAUAUAAAGUCACCAGAUAUUUCCGAUGAAGAAAGUGAUGUCGAUCUGGACGCAGUCCCUGCUCAAACCUUCCCAUCCCAUGUUCCUGAUUCCUCUGACGAUGAUGAUAAUGAUGCGCGGUCAGCCUCCUCAAAAGCAUCUAAGAAAUCGUCGAAGUCUUCUUCGUCUAAGAAGUCUCUGUCUUCAAAAGCAUCUUCCCCGUCGAAAGGGCCAUCACCACCCGCCAAAAAUGAAAUGGACAUAACAGAUCAAAGGAGAAAAUCUUCGUCUUCAUCUGGAUCAGGUGAACGAGUGAAGGGCCUCAAAAGUAUAUUGAGAAAAAUGUCUUUGAGUGACCAUGCACAUCCAAACUCGGACAGGCAACUUGAUGACCAUGAGAUGUCUAACUCAGAUACCUUUUUAGGACGGGUUCUUAAUGCUGGUGGACAAAGCAUGAGUGGCGGUGGUCUAGCACCUGGCGCAUCUCAAAGAUCUAAUGAAGGCGCAGAAGAUGAAGAAAAGAAUAUCGGGUUAAGUGAUAAUGAUGGUGAAGCUAUAGAAAUGAAGAAAAUCGACUUUAACUCAUUGAAUUCUGAAGCCAAAAAGUUAAUAUCUGCUCACAUACCAGGAGCUGAUAGCUUGACUAACACAACUCCUGAUGUGUCAGAUUAUGAAGACAGUUCAAAAAAUGACUCUGAUGCUCACUUGUUGGACAAAGAGCAAGAAAAUACUGGAAAUAAGGAGAACAAUAAUGAGGAUAAAAAUAAAACUUUCUAUGCCCCAAACCCCGAUUACUAUGUGAGAGGCGAGUCGGACGAUUCUUUGAAAGACGAAUUUUUACUCGAUGAAGCACAUGAAGGUAUUGUGCCCCCUAAGAAGGUUCAUGCUGGUGUUCUUUCUUCUUUACUAAAGUUGUAUCAAAACCCUCAGGAGAUAAAAUCAUCAUCUAGCCUUGCUAUGAGUGAUGGGGCUACAUUGGCCGAUUAUGAUUUCGAUGAUAACCUUUAUAAUAAGAAAGGAACUAGUACUUUUGACUUCACGGAGCUCAAAAGUGGUCUCAAGAAGGGCCCGAAGCUGGUUGCUAAUAUGGCAAGCAAGUUAGGCCAUCAUAGAAAUAAAGCUUCAAGCUCAAGAAACAGCGAAGAACAUUUGAAUCCAAAGAAUAUUGAUAAUAGUAGUGAUGAUGGAGAUGAUAAUAACUAUGAGAUGGAUGCUUCUGCGUUGCCAUCCUUUCAAAAUGCACGUCCUAAGGGGCCUAAGAAAGCUAGUGGCACUAGUGUUCCGGCACCUUCGAAAUUCUCAAAAAAGCUCAAACAACAUAGAAGAGAAGCAGAACAGAGAUUACGUAUUACCGUUCACAUUGCAGAUAUCUUACAAAGACAGAGAUUUAUUAUUAGAAUGUGCAAAGCCCUUAUGUUAUUCGGUGCCCCAACUCAUAGAUUGGAAGAGUAUAUGGUAAUGACGAGUAGAGUCUUAGAAAUUGAUGGUCAAUUCAUAUAUUUUCCUGGCUGUAUGAUAAUUUCGUUUGGUGAUGUUGCCACUAGAACUUCUGAAGUUCAUCUAGUGAGGUGUGCACAGGGCUUGAACCUAUCGAAACUUAGUUUCACUCACAAAAUCUACAAAGAUGUUAUACAUGAUUUAAUUGGAGUGGAGGAAGCGGCUCAAAAACUAGAGCAGCUUUUGAAGGACAAAAACAAAUAUCCGCCAUGGUUGUGCGUUCUAUUUUAUGGUCUUGGAUCAGCGCUGGUUUGUCCCUUUGCUUUCUCUGGUGGAUGGUAUGAUGUUCCCGUAGUAUUUGGAAUUGGAUUGUGUGUUGGUUACCUUCAAUACUUUGUUUCGUCGAUAUCGAACUUGUACUCUUCAGUCUUCGAAGUGAGCUCCUCGAUUGUCGUAUCAUUUAUCUCUAGAGGUAUAGGAUCUAUUAACGGUGGAAAAACAUUUUGCUUCUCUGCUUUAGCCCAAGGAGCCCUUGCGUUAAUUUUACCAGGUUAUAUUAUCCUUUGCGGGUCAUUGGAGUUGCAAUCGAGAAAUUUGGUAGCUGGUUCUGUUAGAAUGUUUUACGCAAUAAUUUAUUCACUUUUCUUAGGUUUUGGGAUCACUUUAGGCGCCGCAUUAUUCGGUUGGGUGGGGCAUGUUCAUGAUACGAAUUUGACAUGUGAGCAUAAGAUUAAUGAUAAGUUUAAGAUCUUGUUUGUUCCCAUGUUUUCAAUCAUUUUAGGACUCAUAAAUCAGGCGUCGUUUUCUCAAUUACCGAUUAUGAUUAUAAUAUCCUGCACUGGGUACGUUGGAACAUAUUUUGCAGGCAAAUAUUUUAGUGAAGUUACUGAGUUUACUGCCUGUAUUGGUGCUUUUAUUGUUGGUAUUCUAGGAAACAUGUAUUCAAGAAUUUUUAAGGGAAUGGCCGUGAGUGCCAUGUUACCUGCGAUUUUCGUUCAAGUUCCCUCUGGUAUAGCGUCGCAUAGUACAUUAUUAUCUGGAGUGAAGUCUGCCAACAAGAUCACUCAAGCAAAUUCCACUUCAUCUUCGGAUAGUGGAAGCGAUUCCUUGUCUUUAUCAUUUGGUGUUAGUAUGGUAGAAGUAUCUAUCGGUAUUAGUGUCGGAUUAUUUGCGGCAGCUCUUGUGGUGUACCCGUUUGGAAAAAAGAGAACAGGACUUUUCACUUUAUAG
Molecule: messenger RNA, 2970 nt
Organism: Priceomyces carsonii
Lineage: Eukaryota; Fungi; Ascomycota; Pichiomycetes; Serinales; Debaryomycetaceae
Product: pheromone-regulated protein
Exons: 1
Coding region: 1-2970 (989 amino acids)
Biological process (GO): transmembrane transport
Molecular function (GO): transmembrane transporter activity
Source: RefSeq, a predicted model, not a curated record